GCAGAAACAAUAAUGAUACCAGAACGCAAUGUGCUUAUUGCCGCCACGGGUAGUGUGGCUAGCAUAAAGCUGCUGCCUUUAAUUAGCGAACUAAGCAAUGAAAAGCAGCCUUAUAUAUUUAAUAUUAAAGUCAUCAUUACCGAACACGCAAAACAUUUCAUUGAGACGGAUCAAGUUCCAGCUCAUGUGCCCAUUUUAACCGAUAAUGACGAGUGGUUAGCAUGGAACAAACGUGGUGAUCCCGUACUACACAUCGAUUUGGGUAAAUGGGCCGACAUUCUAGUUAUUGCGCCCUUGAGUGCAAAUUCACUGGCCAAAAUAGCGACCGGCAUUUGUGACAACCUCGUAAUGUGUGUGGUACGAGCCUGGGAUUUGGAAAAGCCACUGUUGUUUGCUCCAGCAAUGAAUACACGCAUGUAUGAUCAUCCCAUUACACGCGAGCAGAUUGAUAAACUAAUUAGUUGGGGAUACAAGGAGAUUCCAUGUAUUUCCAAGACCCUCAUGUGUGGCGAUACGGGAAAUGGCGCCAUGGCCGAGGUGUGCGCAAUCGUCGAGGCACUUCGAGCUGUAUUGCAAUUAUCUAUGUAACUACGCAUUUGUUUUAUAAACAAGAUAACAUAAAUUAUAAGUGGCUGGUUCCAGGGUAAAUUCGAAUUUUUCAUUUCUAGACUUGUGCUGGUAAUAAAU
Drosophila busckii is the source of this 687-nucleotide messenger RNA. RefSeq names its product phosphopantothenoylcysteine decarboxylase (gene Ppcdc). NCBI's taxonomy places the organism in Eukaryota, Metazoa, Arthropoda, Insecta, Diptera, Drosophilidae. Bases 13 to 588 code for a protein of 191 amino acids. Gene Ontology annotation, cellular component: phosphopantothenoylcysteine decarboxylase complex. Gene Ontology annotation, biological process: coenzyme A biosynthetic process. The transcript is spliced from 3 exons. Gene Ontology annotation, molecular function: phosphopantothenoylcysteine decarboxylase activity; FMN binding. The record is from RefSeq and is a predicted model, not a curated record.